AUCCCUUUGCCUCCAUAUCUUUCCCUACCUCUCACCUUUGCCUCACUUCUGGACUCUGCCUUACACUCAAAUCUGGCCAUGCCUUUACCCAGUUUGUCCCCUGCUAAACCAGUAGUGGAGAGCAGCCCAGAGACCCAAGAAGGUGUACUGGAUGCUGCCAAACCAGAGGAAGCUCAGGGAGCUCAGGGAGCUCAGGGAGCUCAGGGGGCAGAGGGAGCAAAGGAGGCUUUGUGGCCUGCACGCCAGGAUUUGCCUCCUGCAGGCACCAUAGCACCCCCAUCUGGCAAGGAGGACCAGUCCUCCAGUACAAGCAUGGGAACUCAGGAAUGCCUGGCAUCCGAGCCUCCUGAGGGGGAAGAGGGGAAAGCAGAAGAAAAGGCUGCAGUCGAGUCUGACCAGGAAGAGCGCCUCCUUCCUCUCUCAGAGAUGAUCCCAUACAUCUCCUGUUCUAUUUGCAAAGGCUACUUAAUAGAUGCAACAACCAUUACAGAGUGUCUUCAUACCUUCUGUAAAAGCUGCAUCGUAAAACAUUUUGAACAUAGCAACAGAUGUCCAAAGUGCAACAUUAUAGUGCAUGAGGCCAAACCUCAUAAUAACUUGAGGAUGGAUCCACAACUACAAAACAUAGUGUACAAAUUAGUGUCAGGUCUAGAGGAAAAGGAAAAAAAGCAGAGGCGUGAAUUCUAUAAAGAAAACCGUGGGCAAACACCAAAACCCGCUGCUGUUCCACAGCCAGGCCCUUCAAGUGAAGAGAACACCAAGGAAGUUGUGGACUAGUGUCUUAGUUUAUGCGCACUGGUAUGUCUUUAGUACUGGAGUCUAUGAGUACUAAUGCAUACAUUGAAUAUGUUAAUCCACUGAAAACCACAUUUAUCUGAGUCUCAGGAAGUGCAAGCACUGGACAUAGAGAAACAUUUCUCAAGAGAACAAUGUGCUUUGCUGCAGUCUGUCAAAUAGAUACCACAAGCAGUGGUCAGUUGCUGAAGGACUUUCAUAAUCUACAAGUACAGUAGGGGAUGUAGGGUGGUCUGCUGCCUUUAUUAAGGUCUCCUCUCAAAAUGACUUGCUACAGUUAUUAUGGAAGGACAGACUGUAAGAAGGCCUUUGCAGAACCGAAUCUUCCAG
Rattus rattus (black rat) is the source of this 1125-nucleotide messenger RNA. Its product is annotated as polycomb group RING finger protein 6-like. The record is from RefSeq and is a predicted model, not a curated record. Bases 79 to 777 code for a protein of 232 amino acids. Lineage: Eukaryota; Metazoa; Chordata; Mammalia; Rodentia; Muridae. Gene Ontology annotation, cellular component: PRC1 complex. The transcript has a single exon. Gene Ontology annotation, biological process: regulation of transcription by RNA polymerase II.